GCGCCUCUGGGGCCGGGCCGGGCCUUGGGGGACCGGGACGAGUCAGGGUCGGGCCGGCGGCGGCCGGGGGACCGCGACGAUGACUCUGGAGUCCAUGAUGGCGUGUUGCCUGAGCGACGAGGUGAAGGAAUCGAAGCGCAUCAACGCGGAGAUCGAGAAGCAACUGCGGCGGGACAAGCGCGACGCCCGGCGCGAGCUCAAGCUGCUGCUGCUCGGUACUGGCGAGAGCGGGAAGAGCACCUUCAUCAAGCAGAUGCGCAUCAUUCACGGUGCCGGCUACUCGGAGGAGGACAAGCGCGGCUUCACCAAGCUGGUGUACCAGAAUAUCUUCACCGCCAUGCAGGCCAUGGUGCGCGCCAUGGAAACGCUCAAGAUCCUCUACAAGUAUGAGCAGAACAAGGCCAAUGCACUCCUGAUCCGGGAGGUGGACGUGGAGAAGGUCACGACCUUCGAGCACCAGUAUGUGAACGCCAUCAAGACGCUGUGGAGCGACCCUGGAGUCCAGGAGUGUUACGAUCGCAGGCGGGAGUUCCAGUUGUCUGACUCGGCUAAGUACUACUUGACGGAUGUGGAUCGCAUCGCCACAGUAGGCUACCUGCCCACCCAACAGGACGUGCUGCGGGUGCGUGUGCCCACAACUGGCAUCAUCGAGUACCCAUUCGACCUGGAGAACAUCAUUUUCAGGAUGGUGGACGUGGGCGGGCAGAGGUCAGAGCGCAGGAAGUGGAUCCAUUGCUUCGAGAACGUGACGUCCAUCAUGUUCUUGGUGGCCCUAAGCGAGUAUGACCAGGUUCUGGUGGAGUCAGACAAUGAGAACCGCAUGGAGGAGAGCAAGGCACUGUUCCGCACCAUCAUCACCUACCCCUGGUUCCAGAACUCGUCCGUCAUCCUCUUCCUCAAUAAGAAGGACCUUCUAGAAGACAAGAUCCUGCACUCACACCUGGUCGACUACUUUCCUGAGUUCGACGGGCCGCAGCGGGACGCACAGGCCGCACGUGAAUUCAUCCUGAAGAUGUUUGUGGACCUGAACCCCGACAGCGACAAGAUCAUCUACUCACACUUUACCUGUGCCACCGAUACUGAGAACAUCCGCUUUGUGUUUGCUGCCGUGAAAGACACCAUCCUGCAGCUGAACCUGAAGGAAUACAACCUGGUGUGACCCGGAUGUGGCCGCCACCAGGGCCGGCUCCCUCCGCAUCUGGUCACCCAAACCAAGGGCCUGGGCACACUGGGGCUGGGGCGAGUCUCUUUUUCCUCUCACUUCCUGUCCCUGUCACGGUUCCUCAAGGGCAGGGAGGGGUAGCCUCUUUCUGGCCUUGACUCCUUGUGGUUGAGUUGUUUUUUUUCUAGGAAAAAAAAACAAAAACAAGACAGAGAGAGAGAGAAGAAAUACACAUGAUGAACACCAGUAUGCCCUCCUAAGGGAGUUGUCCCCCACCCCCACCCCAUGGCCACAAGGUGAUCAAGGUCAGGGCCAUUGCAGCCCAAGCCCAUGGUCCCAAGUUCGAGUCUUCCUCCCCCAGGAAGGCUGGAGGCUUGGGGACCAUGGACUGUCCCUUUUCUAAGUUAUUGAUAUCCCAUGUGCUCUCACAACCCACACCAUCCGCUCCCCAGACUUUAAGAAGUGGGGGUGGGCGGCCCCCGUGCCCACCCUGGGAAGUGCCUAACCGUUUUUGUUUUGUUUUUGUUUUUGAAGAAGAGAAAAGUACUCUGCUCCACUCUGUCUUGGCAGGGCAGGUGACACACCGUAGGUCCCCCUCUCUGAGUGACCAUCACCCCUGUGUGUCCCCCUGACUCAGACAGGGCCAGGCCUGUGGUGGAGCCUUCGGGGGGCAUUGAGUCCCUGAGAUCCACUCCCCAAUGGCCUGGCCAGGAAAGGCCCUGGGGACCCCGAGGGGCUGUGUGGAGCUGGGCAACUGGAGGCACCGUCCAUUUGGCUCAGCAAGAGUGGGAUGCACGGGGCCUCUUCCAAAUAUUCUCAGGUCCGUCCCCAGACACGAGCAGUGGCCUCGCCCCACACCUGGUCCCUGGCCCCAGUCACUGCACCGUGACCGGUGUCUCCCAAGCCCGAGGGCCAGCAUCCAGGAGGUGGUGGCCAUGACCAGAAAGGACACAGGCAGCCCCCUGCUGCCAUAUACACUACAAUGUCUGUCUGUCUGUCAGAUUUCUUUACUUUUGCACGUGCAUUCUGGGCUUGGAUAUCCGGCCAUGCCUUUGUCCUGCCUGCCACGCUGGACUCCAGGCCCCAGAGUGUCCACUCAGACACACGCCAAUCUGGGCAGUUGUCCACAUUGCUGUCCCAGGCAGAAGGGAACAAGGGACCAGUGGACAUGACAGAGCCCCAGGGUAUGGACGGGUGUCUGUGACAAGCAUCCACAUUCCUGGCCUCCAGCCCAUGGAUUCCUCACCUUCCCAUGCCGGACUCCUCUCCUGUCUCCAGCCGAGGGUCCGGUCUUGUGCCAUCUCAAUCACAAAGGGGCUGCAUGGAUGGCAGGGUCAUCCUGGCCACCCACAGCCAAACAGCCAUUGUGGCCACCUACCCUUGGGAGGUCCAGGUCCUCAGAGAGCGGGCAUCUGCCGUACAACAGGAAGAGGACUUGGGACUGUACAGAUGUCUGAGGGCUGGGCCACCCCAAGCCGGCAAAGUGUUAGCCCCUCUCAGGCAGCGUGCCAAGUGCCAGGCCACGGUGGCCACAGCCAAAGCCCUGGGGCAGUACCCAGGGAUCCAUGCCAGGGCCUGGGGCUGCACCACACAGGUCAGGAUGGGGACCCAGCCUCCCCACAUCUGACCUGGCCCUCGCCAAGGGACAGCCCGACUGCAGGGGACACACUGGCUUCUUUGUGUCUGCCUCGGCGCACUGGGAGUGCCAACCACUUUCCACCGCCCAGCGAGGGAGCCCAGGCCUGGCCCAUGGUGGCGUCCAGUGGCCACUGCGCCCCUUGUAUAUUAUUACACAGUCCUGAUUUCAACCAACUUCAGCCUAUUUAAGAGAACGCUCAAAACACUGUUUUUAACCCUCGUCCUUCGCGAAGCAUGUUCCUUGUGUGGGGGGAGGCUCGGGCACCCAGUCCGGUGCCAAGCUCCUGCAGGCCCUUGGCCAGGAGAGGUGGAUGCCAGGGUGCGAGCAGCAGGUCGGGGCCUUGACCCCAGAACCCAGAGGGUCUCGCUGAAGCCACCUUUUCAUAUCUUUCUCUUGAAUUCUGUUUUAAAUCGGAAUAAAUUUUGUUCCUAAA
Molecule: messenger RNA, 3234 nt
Organism: Peromyscus eremicus (cactus mouse)
Lineage: Eukaryota; Metazoa; Chordata; Mammalia; Rodentia; Cricetidae
Gene: Gna11
Product: G protein subunit alpha 11
Exons: 7
Coding region: 80-1159 (359 amino acids)
Biological process (GO): action potential; adenylate cyclase-modulating G protein-coupled receptor signaling pathway; phospholipase C-activating dopamine receptor signaling pathway
Cellular component (GO): heterotrimeric G-protein complex
Molecular function (GO): G protein-coupled receptor binding; G-protein beta/gamma-subunit complex binding; GTPase activity
Source: RefSeq, a predicted model, not a curated record